AUGUCAAGCUCGCCACCUCAUGAGAAUGAUUCUAGUAAAAAGAGGUCCGAAUCAAGAAAGCGUGAGCCGCUUUCGCGCCCAACAACACCUCUUCGAGCAUCAUCACGUCUAUCUACUCGUGAGCUGAGAAAAUCUAGUUUCAAUGCUGGCUUUGGAUUAGACCCUGAGGUGCUUGAGCCAUCCCUCUCCGAAUUAUCAGAUUCAAUGGCAGACCUGGAAGCGAACUUCAUGCAUCUCCAGAUAAUGCACGAAAGUCUAUCUCGUUUCAGCGAAAAUUUCGCUAGUUUCUUGUACGGAUUGAAUAUGAACGCUUUCUGUGUAGACUUUCCAGAGCAGGCACCAAUAAUAGAGUCUUUCCCCCGAUCUCAAGAUCAUGAAGAUCAAACUGUUCGCCCAGUCACCCUUGAAAGCUCCUGUGGAGAGACGGAUGGAGAGGCAACAUUUUUAACGACCGAUACAUCAUUCGUUGACAAUCCUCCUACAGCUCCACGUAUAGUUCAAAAAUACUCAACAUCGAACCAUCAAACGGGAGGCGUUAAUCGUGGUGUUAUCGCUUCAGAAGAAAAAAAAACGGCAAGAGGCAACCUUCGCGGGUAUCGAGGUAGUGGUCUUGCCAGAGCAAAGCCACGAGGAGCGAGGUAG
Molecule: messenger RNA, 642 nt
Organism: Blumeria graminis f. sp. triticale
Lineage: Eukaryota; Fungi; Ascomycota; Leotiomycetes; Helotiales; Erysiphaceae
Source: the annotation of a GenBank genome assembly